ACGCGUCGCGCCGCGGCGACAGUGACAGCUCCGGUGGAGCACCUGAAGAGAGGGUGUGGGCUCGCGACGCGGACAUUAGUGGGAGAGCUCGGAGUCGGACUUCUCGGACACUGAGGACUCAAAUGAGUUAGGGGCCAACGUGGGCCCCGAGAGUACCACGAUGGACACUGUAGAUAGUGUCAACAAACGGCAAGCUACUCGUGUCUUCAAGAAGUCCAGUCUCAAUGGCAAGAUCACGGUUUAUCUUGGCAAGAGAGAUUUCGUCGAUCACAUCACACAUGUUGAUCCUAUUGACGGGGUCGUCCUAAUCGAUCCUGACUACAUAAAAGAUCGAAAAGUGUUCGGUCAUGUUCUCGCGGCAUUUAAAUACGGUAGAGAGGAUCUGGAUGUCCUCGGGCUGACCUUCCGUAAGGACCUCUAUUUAGCAGCAGAACAGAUUUAUCCAGUACUGCAAGGAACUCAGCCCCCCAGGGAACUGACGCGAUUACAAGAGAGAUUGAUCAAAAAACUGGGCAACAAUGCGUAUCCCUUUUACUUCGAGUUACCACCUCACUGCCCCGCUUCGGUUACUCUGCAACCGGCACCAGGUGAUACUGGCAAACCCUGCGGUGUCGACUACGAACUGAAAGCGUUCGUAGGUGAGACACAAGAUGAUAAACCACAUAAACGGAGCUGCGUGAGGCUGGCGAUCAGGAAAAUUAUGUAUGCGCCGUCGAAACAAGGAGAACAGCCCUCAGUGGAAGUCAGCAAAGAGUUCAUGAUGUCCCCGAACAAGUUACAUCUGGAAGCCUCCCUUGAUAAGGAGCUCUAUCAUCAUGGCGAAAACAUAGCUGUGAACGUGCACAUAGCGAACAAUAGCAACCGGACUGUGAAAAAGAUAAAAGUGUCAGUUAGGCAAUUCGCGGACAUCUGUCUGUUUUCCACGGCACAGUACAAAUGCACCGUCGCCGAGGCCGAAAGCGAUAUAGGGGUAGCGCCAGGAUUCACCCUGAGUAAGGUGUUUUCUCUAAGGCCGACGCUUGCCGAGAACAAAGACAAGCGGGGUCUUGCUCUAGAUGGUCAGCUUAAACACGAGGACACCAAUCUCGCAUCUAGUACAAUGGAGGGAUGCCCGGUGGGCCCGGGUUUCACGCUGAGCAAGGUGUUCACCUUGACACCCCUUCUGGCCAACAACAAAGAUAAAUGGGGGCUCGCCCUCGACGGCCAACUCAAACACGAGGACACCAAUUUGGCGUCCAGCACCCUUGUGGUUGACCCGGCGCAGCGUGAAAACCUCGGCAUAAUUGUCCAAUACAAAGUUAAAGUCAAACUCUGCCUCGGCGCUCUAGGAGGCGAAUUAGUUGCGGAACUGCCCUUCAUUCUGAUGCAUCCCAAACCGGAAGAAGAGGAACCAGUGCCGUCCACAGCUCGACCAAGUCCUACGCACAAAACUGACAGCGGGGAAGUUCCGCUCGAUACAAACCUCAUCCAAUUGGACACGGAAGCAGAUGGCGAUGAUGAUAUAAUCUUUGAGGACUUCGCUCGUUUGAGGUUGAAAGGCGAAACGGAAGCUUGACCGUGUUCCGCUAACACUUUGACACGUAUCGAUCAAGUGACUUUGACGCCACCAUGUCGCACGCAAGACGGAAGUUGCACAAUUUCGCCAAUGAUGCCAAUAGUAGCUAUGUCGCAGCAACAAACUUAAACGAUGUAUUGUUUGUUGAAGCGAUAUUAUCGCUAUUCCCAAGCGCAAAGUGUCAAUACCGAUUUUUCCACCGUUUUGACACAUUUUAAAAUUUAUUGCAGGAAUAGUUUAAUGAAAGAAAUAAAAAAAAAGCAAAAGAGAACACAAAAAAUUGUAUAAGAGAGGAAUUCUGCAAGCUGCUCACAUUUUUUUUUGUGCAAUUUCAUAUUUUUAUGUAAGAUAAAAAGAUUAUGGAAAUGCAAAUUGAAAAUGAUAUUGAGAAACUUUUUCUUCAACAAUCACCAUUUUUACCAAUUGUCGAAAGUAACGAGAAAUACACCG
Molecule: messenger RNA, 2005 nt
Organism: Acromyrmex echinatior (Panamanian leafcutter ant)
Lineage: Eukaryota; Metazoa; Arthropoda; Insecta; Hymenoptera; Formicidae
Gene: krz
Product: beta-arrestin protein kurtz
Biological process (GO): signal transduction; G protein-coupled receptor internalization
Cellular component (GO): cytoplasm
Molecular function (GO): G protein-coupled receptor binding
Source: RefSeq, a predicted model, not a curated record